AUGGCUUUCAAGUCAGAGGCAAUCGUCGCCAGAGGUCCGUUCUCGGAGGGAAAAUGGGCCAUUGAACCCGUUACCCUCCGAGAGGUUCGCGCGGACGAGGUUCUGGUUGAGAUGGUUGCGUCUGGCAUCUGUCACACGGAUUUGCACUGCGGCAACACGGCCGAAGACUUGGGUGUUCCGGGCGUCUACUAUCCACGCGUGCUUGGACAUGAAGGCUCUGGGUAUGUGGUUCAAGUCGGCACCGGCGUCACCAAAGUAAAGCCCGGCGACGCCGUUCUGCUCUCCUUCUCCUACUGCGGCAAAUGCUACGUCUGCAAGACAGGCCCGCCAUCCCAUUGCAUCAACUUCUUCGACAUCAACUUCAUGGGCGAGCCGGUGUUUUCCGACGGCAUUGGUGGACGCUUCUUUGGCCAGUCAAGCCUUGCCCGCCACUCGAUCGUGAGUGACAAAUCAGUCGUCAACGUGAGUGGCCUGGGCCUGAGUAGAGACGAUCUCAAGGUACUAGCCCCCUUCGGGUGCGGGUUUCAGACAGGCAGCGGAACCGUUGUCAACGUUGCAAAGGCUGGGGCGGACGACUGUGUCGCUAUUGCUGGUAUGGGGGGCGUAGGGCUUGCGGCAGUCAUUGCGGCAAAGAACAGGAACUGUGAAGCCGUUAUUGGUAUCGACCGUGUUGAGUCGCGACUGGAACUGGCAAAAUCGCUCGGAGCGACGCACGUCAUCAACACGACAGGUCUUGACAUGGCACAAGUGACGGAGAAGAUCAAACAGGUAACAGGCGGGCUGGGAGCAACAGUCUGCAUCGACACGAGCGCGCAUCCACCUCUGGUGGCCGCUCAGAUCGACGGAACUCGGUACAUGGGCAAGAUUAUCCAAGUCGGCACCGGCAUGCCGGAUGCCAACCUGUCGAUUCACAUGCAGAGCUUUAUGGUCAGCGCGAAGCAGUACUUUGGGGCGGUCCAGGGACACUCCAGAACUGAGGAGUACAUUCCUCAGAUGGUUCAGUGGUGGAGAGAUGGGGCCUUUCCAGUCGAAAAGCUGGUCAAGGUUUUUGAGUAUUCGAAUUUUGGACAAGCGGUUGAGGCUAUGGGGAAAGGUGAAGUCGUCAAGCCUAUUAUUGCGUGGUAA
This is a messenger RNA of Ilyonectria robusta, 1125 nucleotides long. Its product is annotated as zinc-binding dehydrogenase. Lineage: Eukaryota; Fungi; Ascomycota; Sordariomycetes; Hypocreales; Nectriaceae. Gene Ontology annotation, molecular function: zinc ion binding; oxidoreductase activity. The record is from RefSeq and is a predicted model, not a curated record. The coding region runs from base 1 to 1125 and encodes 374 amino acids. The transcript has 2 exons.